UCACGGGAGCUAUUCGAUGCUAAUGCAGAACGCCACAGGAUAUUUUUGUGUUGGUUAAGGGCAGUGGCCGCCUCUGCUGUGGUGGUGGCUGAGCUCAUGAAGAUCAUCACCUGUGUGCUGCUCAUAUUCAAGGGGCACAGCUACAAUGUUCGGGCUCUGAACAGUAUUCUGAGGCAAGAGAUCACUCACAAGCCUAUAGAGACCCUGAAGCUGGCCAUUCCUUUUGGGAUCUACACCCUACAGAACAACCUGCUCUAUGUGGCUCUGUCCAACCUGGACGCUGCCACCUACCAGAUCCUCACCACAGCCCUGUUCUCAGUGUGCAUGCUGGGCCGGAGGCUGGGUGUGUACCAGUGGCUCUCCCUGCUCAUCCUCAUGGCUGGGGUCGCACUUGUGCAGUGGCCCUCUGAAUCCCUCGGAGACACUGAGAAGGAGCAGAUGUCCGAAGGGUCCCAGUUUGUGGGCGUGGUGGCGGUGCUGGUGGCCUGCUGCUCCAGUGGCUUCGCUGGGGUUUAUUUUGAGAGGAUCCUCAAAGAGACCAAACAGAGCGUCUGGGUCCGCAACAUCCAACUGGGAAUGUUUGGCCUGGUGUUUGGUCUGAUGGGGAUGUUUGCGUACGAUGGGGAGAGAGUCCGGGAAUCUGGGAUGUUCAAAGGAUACAACACAAUCACCUGGACAGUGGUGGCUCUGCAGGCACUAGGAGGGCUGGUUAUAGCAGCUGUCAUCAAGUAUGCAGACAACAUCCUGAAGGGCUUUGCCACGUCACUCUCCAUCAUCCUGUCAACCCUCAUAUCCUACUUCUGGCUGCAGGACUUCGACCCCACAAAUGUGUUCUUCCUUGGUGCAGUACUGGUCAUCGUGGCCACCUUCCUGUAUGGCUACGAGGACAAGCCAUCCCCCAACCCCAGGCGUGCCUAGGGGACAUCACCGAGGACCGAAGGGGGUGUCAGGGAAGAGAAGAAAACAGUGGAGCGGAAGAGAGAAAAGAGGAGGAGCGAAGGACACUAGCCUAGAGGCAUUGUUGACAUGGGCCUCAGACACUGUGGCUGUGUUUUCACAGGCAGCCCAAUUCUGAUAUUUUUUUCCACUAAUUGGUCUUUUGACCAAUCACAUCAGAUCUUUUUCAGAGCUGAUCUGAUUGGUCAAAAUACCAAUUAGUGAAAAAAAUAUCAGAAUUGGGCUGCCUGUGUAAACGCAGCCCAAUAAGUUCCUCGACUAAAAAAGUGUGAUCAGGAAUUUGCCACCACAGAGAAAUAGACCCAUGAGUCAUGACCAAGCUCAGCAGUGUACUGGACACACCUGCCAGGCAGGUUAUUGCACUGGGUCAAAACUGGUUGGGUAGGGUCCCCUGUCUUUAUAUUAUUGUCAUCUUAAUAAUGAAGAUGAUGGAUAAAACAAAGACACAGGCAGGGAAGUUUUCUGACUUGUGCAUUUCCCUGAAGGCCAUAAUGUUCACUCAUGACUUGUGACAAUAGUCCGGAUGUGUUGGACUCUGCAGACAUACUGAUGAACUAUGUUACUGCUUCACUGCUGUAGACCUCUGUACUUUUCCACGCAUUGGCGUAACGUGAUUUGUGUGUUAUUUGGGGAAGUGGGGAAGGUUGACUUUAUUACUGUAUUUACCAAUCAUUAGGAACACGAAGUCCAUAAAGGAAAUGUUUCCUAUGUCAAAGACGAGUGUGUCAUUCUAUAUCACGACUCUGUUGUUGUAACAUUGUGUGUCAUAUAAUGCUCCCUUGUAGAAGUUUUACAAGUGCUCUGAGCCAUGAUAUGAACACACACAGUCAAACUGAUGCACUCCCUAUUGUUUCUGCCACUAAUACAUUUUCUGAGUGAGUGCAUAUUGUGCAUGAGACCCCCUGUAACAC
Messenger RNA from Salmo salar (Atlantic salmon), 1868 nucleotides. The record is from RefSeq and is a predicted model, not a curated record. Lineage: Eukaryota; Metazoa; Chordata; Actinopteri; Salmoniformes; Salmonidae.